Molecule: messenger RNA, 8312 nt
Organism: Gadus chalcogrammus (walleye pollock)
Lineage: Eukaryota; Metazoa; Chordata; Actinopteri; Gadiformes; Gadidae
Product: ubiquitin carboxyl-terminal hydrolase 15-like
Exons: 22
Coding region: 26-3229 (1067 amino acids)
Biological process (GO): protein deubiquitination
Molecular function (GO): cysteine-type deubiquitinase activity
Source: RefSeq, a predicted model, not a curated record
CAGCGGGGGUGAUGUGGAAGGGAAGAUGGCGGAGGGCGGUGCGGCUGGUGUCGAGACUCAGAGAGGAGAGGUGGCUGCGCUUCUCAAAACACCGCUACGGAAGGGGGACACUUGGUACCUAGUGGACAGUCGCUGGUUCAAACAGUGGAAGAAAUAUGUUGGAUAUGACAGUUGGGACAAAUACCAGAUGGGAGACCAGAAUGUCUACCCAGGCCCUGUGGACAACGCCGGCCUACUCCGAGACGGAGAUGUUCUGGCCAUCAAGGAGCACCUCAUCGACGAGCUGGACUACAUCCUCAUCCCUACGGAGGGCUGGAACAAACUGCUCAGCUGGUACGGCCUCAAGGACAACCAGGAGCCCAUCUCGCGCAAGGUGGUGGAACAGGGGAUGUUUGUGAAGCACAGUAAGGUGGAGGUGUACCUGACGGAGCUAAAGCUCUGUGAAGACGGCAACAUGGAGAAGGUGGUCACCAGGCCGUUCAGCAAAGCAGACCGCAUCGAAACGAUCGAGAAGGAGAUGAGGAAGCUCUUCAGCAUCUCCGAGGCCAAGGAGACACGGCUGUGGAACCGGUACAUGAGCAACACCUUCGAGCCCCUCAACAAACCGGAGAGCACCAUCCAGGACGCUGGCCUCUACCAAGGACAGAUUCUGGUUAUCGAGCAGAAGAACGAGGACGGAUCGUGGCCGCGUGGUUCCACCUCGUCUAAGUCAUCUGGCUCUUCAAAUCUAGCUGCUUUGCCAAAGAUCUCACCUUCAUCUCUCACAAACAAUCAUAGCAGCAGCUUCAACGGCAGGAAUGCGAAGAACUCCAGCUACAGCCUGUCGUCCUACCAGCCUUACACCAACAGCUACGACAACUCUGACCAGGGCCGACAGGGCACUCGGCCUGGUCUCUGUGGCCUCUCCAACCUGGGAAACACCUGCUUCAUGAACUCUGCUGUGCAGUGUUUAAGUAACAUCCCUCCGCUCACCCAGUACUUCCUGAAGAAUAAGUACACAGAGGAGCUGAACGAGGACAACCCCCUGGGGAUGAAGGGGGAGAUCGCCAGGGUCUACGCCGAGCUCAUCAAGCAGGGCUGGUCGGGCAAGUUCAGCUACGUCACGCCCCGGCCCUUCAAGACGCAGGUGGGCCGGUUCGCCCCCCAGUUCUCGGGGUACCAGCAGCAGGACUCCCACGAGCUGCUGGCCUUCCUCCUGGACGGUCUCCACGAGGACCUGAACCGCAUCCGGGAGAAGCCCUACAUCCCGCUGAAGGACGCCAACGGCCGGCCUGACCAGGUGGUGGCGGAGGAGGCCUGGGAGUCGCACGUCCGGAGGAACGACUCCAUCAUCGUGGACAUCUUCCACGGCCUCUUCAAGUCCACGCUGGUGUGCCCCGUCUGUGCCAAGGUCUCGGUGACCUUCGACCCCUUCUGCUACCUGACCCUUCCUCUGCCCAUGAAGAAGGAGCGAACCCUCGAGGUGUACCUGGUCCGGGUGGACCCCCUGCUGAAACCCACUCAGUACAAGCUGACGGUUCCCAAGGUGGGCUACAUCUCUGACCUGUGCACCUCCCUGGCCAGCCUCUCCGGUGUGGCUGCCGACAAGAUGAUUGUAACGGACAUCUACAACCACCGCUUCCAUCGUAUCUUCGCCACCAACGAGAACCUCAGCAGCAUCAUGGAGCGGGACGACAUCUAUGUGUUCGAGCUGGCGGUGAACCGGCAGGAGGACUCGGACCACGUGGUCUUCCCCGUCCACCUGAGGGAGAAGUUCAAGCAGUCGGGCUACAACCACGCCAGCAUGCCUCUGUUCGGCCAGCCCUUCCUCAUCACCGUGCCCAAGACCAUCAGCGAGGACAAGCUCUACAACCUGCUGCUGAUGCACCUCUGUCGGUUUUCACGCUCUCUGCCGGCAGACGAGGACGGCCAAGACACCCAGACCUCUAAGCACCACGUCGUCAACGGCAACGCCUCUAUCGCAAGCACAUCCAAUGGAAACGCCGCCGCCGCGAGCGCAUCCAAUGGGAACGCAUCAAUCGCAAGCGCAUCCAAUGGGAACGGCCCGAAUGGCGACGCCUCUAAUGGCCUCCAGGAGGAAGGUUCGCCCAGUGAGAUGGAGACGGACGAGCAGGACGAAGAGUCCAGUCAGGACCAGGAGCUGCCCUCUGAGAACGACAACAGCCAAUCGGAGGACUCGGUGGGCGGGGACAACGAGCUGGAGAACGGCGUGGUUGGUCCGGAGAGCUCCAUCAAGCCCCAGCAGACGCCCGGGCGACACAAGACCAGUCUGUUCAGCAUCCAGUUCAACAACAUGGGCAAGACUGACUUCGCCGUGCUGAAGGACGGCACCCGGCAGAUCUGCUUUGACGACGGACACAUCCGACUCAGCGACCGCUCCUAUCUGUCCCUGGACUGGGAGCCCGAUAUGAAGAAGAAGUACUUUGACGACCGCGCAGCCGAGGACUUUGAGAAGCACGAGAGCAUGGACUACAAGCCCCAGAAGAAGGCCUUCUUCAAGCUGAAGGACUGCAUCGAGCUCUUCACCACCAAGGAGAAGCUGGGGGCUGAGGACCCCUGGUACUGUCCGACCUGUAAGCAGCACCAGCAGGCCACUAAGAAGCUGGACCUGUGGUCUCUGCCCCCGGUCCUGGUGGUCCACCUCAAGAGGUUCUCCUACAGCCGAUACAUGAGGGACAAGCUGGACUCCCUGGUCGACUUCCCCAUUAGUGAUCUGGACAUGUCCGAGUUCCUGAUCAACCCCAACGCGGGGCCGUGUCGCUACGACCUCAUCGCCGUCUCCAACCACUACGGAGGAAUGGGGGGUGGACACUACACCGCCUACGCCAAGAACAAGGAGGACAUGAAGUGGUACAACUUUGACGACAGCAGCGUGUCCCCGGCCAACAACGACCAGAUCGUGUCCAAGGCGGGCUACGUGUUGUUCUACCAGCGCCAGGACACGGUGAAAGGCACCGGCUUCUUCCCUCUGGACUGCGAGGAGGAGGAGGAGGAGCAGGAGGAGGAGAAGGAGGAAGAGGAGGAGGAGGAGCAGGAGGAGGAGAAGGAGGAGGAGGAGGGAGGAGCACAUGACAGGAAGAGCGUCGCCUCAGCAUCCGCCGGUGCCGCCGCCGCCGCCGCCGCUCCGAGCGACGAGGAGGAGGAGGACCUGAAUGAGAACACGUGCAGGAAGAAGGACAGUGGCGAGGAGGCGGUGCCCAGUCGAGACGUUGCCAUGAGAACCAACUGAGGGCCGGGCGCUGGAGACAUUCUGCAGGGAGAGGGAUGGAGCCACGGGGAGCUCUCCAUCCAAAGCCAUACAGAAACCCAGCAGGACAGCCCCCCAUCUCCCCCCCCCCCGACUUACCCCCGACUCACCCGUCCCCCCGCUAACACGCUAACCCCGCUAAUGGGUAAACCCAGGUAAAAUGCUAACGGGCUAACCCAGUUAAUGGGCUGACCCUGCUACUGGGCCCACCCAGGAGAUAGGCUUACCCAGCUAACGGGCUAGCUCCGCCAUGCUAACCCCCGGCGCCGCCAGUGUGUUAGGCCAGGUUGUCAGGCACCGACCCGCGACACGCAAACAGGCUAUUCCUUGCUUGUUUUACCCAGCUGAUGCUAACGGACUCAUCUGCCUUAUGCCAUUGGGUUAACCCAUCCAGCACCAAACUGGCUAAUGUGCUAAAGCAGGUAUCUGGUUUGUGCUGUUAUGCUAGCCAGCGUGGGGAGGACCACCUUGGCUGUCCUGUAGCGCUAAGCUAGCUGGGGCUAAAUUGGUCUAAAGCGCUAAACUGGCUGGGGAUAAAGUCCUGUAGCGCUAAUCUGGCUAGGGCUAAAGUCCUGAAGUGCUGAGCUAGGUAGAGCUAAAGUCCUGAAGCUCUAAGCUAGUAGGGGCGUCCUGAAGCUCUGAGCUAUAGCGGGCUUAAGUCCUGAAGCGCUAAACUAGCUUGGGCUAAAGCGCCUGUAGCGCUAAGCUAGCCGGGGCUAAAGCGUCUGUAGCGCUCAGCUAGCGGGGGCUUAAGCGUCUGCAGCGGGGAAGACCGGCCAAAAGGGGGCGCUGCUGUGGCUGUCCGACCGCGAGGGUGCGCGACGCAAUCAGGGUCUCCUGUGGAUGGACUCACUGUGUGCCAGUGUGUAUGUGUGCGUGUGUGUGCACUCUGUGAAAGCAUCAUUAGUUUAUCCAUUUUUUUUUUUAAGAAUAUAAUUAUUUUCUAUCCUUUAAAAUACAGCAGGCCAGCGCGUUGCGUUCGAGAUCUCUCUCGCAGCCUUUUGUGGGUUUUAAACACUUGGGAUAUUUUUUGAGGAUCCCUCCGGCCGCCAUAUCUCUCCUCCUCCUGUUCCUCCACACGUUGAGCUAUGUUUCCUCAUGUACAUAUUUUAACACUGGUUUUCAUGAUGUGCGUGAUGCGGAUGUUGAGUUUGGAUUGAACACUCACAACCUUCCACACCCCCCUCCCGCCCCAUUUUGUUUUUAAAUAUGAUUUUAUUAUUGCCCGACAAACUGCAAAUAUGUCGAACACAAAAUGUCUGACCAUGGCUUGCAAGCUGCCUGCUUCACAACCCUCCACCCCUCAACCUGGUGGACAUUGGAGAAACUAGAUUCAAACCGAUCAAUGCCGGGAUGGGUGACAGAUCAUGUCAAAUGACUUUCCAUGGCACCGAAUUGAGCGACCACGAAAGAAUAAGCAAUUGUAGAACACUUGUAGUGUUGUUUGUUCCUGCUGUUCAUUUCAAUCUUUGGUUUGAUUUGAAAACUAGCCAAACCGUGCUAGCCGUGUGCUGCUGCUAAUACACUAGCUUAUAUCGCUUACGUUGCGUCGCCCGCGGACAAAUCACCACUGUAUCGGUCUCUGGUCCGGCUUACUCUUUCUGACUGGUUUUCUGAACCACUGCGCCAUCUGGGAGAGUUUUUGACUUCAGGAUUUUCAGCAAGCAGGUCGUAUACCUUGCUAGUUUAUCACAAGUAGUGCCCAAAUAUGUAGUUUUUAGGCAUAGUAUUUUUUUAUGCAAAGUUAGCUGCCUACCUCAUCAGUUCUGCUUCUGAGUUCCGCUUUGAUGAACCGGUUUAAGUUUCUCAUGUUAUAUUCUGCAUCUCACUUUGCUUCCUCCUUCUUUCUCGCUCUCCAUCUUUCUCUCGCUCUCUUGCGCUCUCGCUCGCUCUAUCACUCUCGCUUGCUCUGAUCACCUCGGCCUUAACGCCUGAUCUCAGUCUCCAGCCACCUCGCUUCUUUCUGCACUACGGCAGUGGAUGCCACAUUUCGCUCGGUCAUCUCGCACCGUUAUUCAAACCACCUCCAUAAGUCACUUCGUUUCUCAGCCACUAGGGGGCAGAAUGUAUGCCGAGUUCAGUGAGCGUUCAUCCCUCCCCCACUCCCUCCAUUAAACUGAAUGUGAUUACUUCAUCUUUAACGUUAGCUGGACAUGAACACAGACUCUGCUGACUGCAAAUGCUGAAGGGGGGGGGAGGGAAUGCCCAAAAUGCCGCCCAGCUUUCACCCAGUCCUCAUACAAUAACAUGGUUGAUCAAUCGGACAUACAGUAACCUGAUCGGACAUACAGUAACCUGAUCGGACAAUACAGUAACCUGAUUGGACAAUACAGUAACCUGAUUGGAGAUGACAUACAGUAACCUGAUUGGAGAUGACAUACAGUAACCUGAUUGGACAUACAACAAUAGCCCAGCAGAUGUAUAACCGUCACCUUUUCAUUGCUUCAGUCGAAUGCGCCGACCCCUCUUUUCUUUUUGGUUCAGUUCUGUCCCCAGUGCCAACGGGAAUACUUUGUAGGAAUACUUUGACUCACUAGGUGAAGACCGCUUUCCCGCUCCGAUCUAGGACUGCGCGCUUUGACCCCCCCCCCCCCCCCAUUCCUCGCCGAGCGGCUUUUUGGGCAGAGGGGGCGUGGCACUACUGCUCCAGGCUUCUACGGUACUGUACAUACGAGUUCACUCUGUGAGUGCACAAUUUGAUAAAGUUUAUUUAUUUAUAUGUACGCAUUUAAUAAUAAACAUUAAGUAUUUAAGGGGCGGGAGCUUUAAGGGUGUGGUGGGCGUGCACCGGGGGGGGAGGGGGCGGGGUAUACCGGCCCCUCCCCUGUCUGGCCCUGAGCUAGGGUUUAAAAGGGGGAUAUUUUUUUAAAAGAUUGCUUAUGUCCUCUGCGGACCCGUUUUGAUGACACGGACCCGGACUUGCAUGACGUCAUGUGGGUGGGGGUGCAGGGGAGGGGGUCCAAGUUUUGCUGCACUUGAGUUCACGUGGGUUUACAUUUGAAACGUGCAUGUGUAUUUAUACACAGUCUUCAAUAAAGUUGUGUAAAAGCAGACCCGGCCUCUUUGGUUUGUUCUUUAGGAGUCUUUUACAAAAGGGAAUAUUCUUGUUGAAUGUGCAAAUGAAUGACUGAAUAGGGAUUCAAUGAUACGAAUCAAAACUUGUUUCUUUUCUUCUAUUCUGUGCUCAUGUAUGGUUCUUUAUUUAGCCCUCAAAUGUUCUGAAAUGCAUAUUUAAUUUGUCCUCGACCUUUUCAUCUUGCCCCCUUUGUCCUCAUUGUAUCCUAGUCUGAAGUAAAACGAAUCAUACAAAUAGUGGGUCAAGCCAUCGAAAAUUUCUGGAUUACUGCAAUGGUUCAUAGAUCAUGUGUUCAUGCAUGGAUCAUGUGUUCAUCCUCCAUGUGCGCACGACCACCCCUAGUGGUCGCCAUACCAACGCAUCACUCCUCCAGCCAGCACCCACUCGGUCCCUCCGUCCAAUCAGAAGGCGGAGAGGACGCAAUGGACACACCCAUUCUGACGCUACGCGCGAAUUUUAUCCACGGGUCCUUGUGAAACUCCUUCAUUUUCCACGCAGCGGGACACGGACAGCAGGAGCCCGGAGCAGACAUGCGGGAUUCAGGAGGACACAGAAGAUGCGUUUCUGCGGGGUCUCAUCCCCGGACCCACGGUGGAUUUACACGCAGGACCGCGUCGCCGCGCCGGAUUCGUGCCGUUUCUUCAUAGCCAGACGCGGGGUGUUCCUCCAUCAAGCAGGGCCUCAGGAUGGUGAUGGGGGAUGAUCGGACGCGGAUGGUUUGAAAAUGCUCGUUCAUUUUAACGUUCACGUUAUAAGUCGCGUCGCCGUGUGCCUUUUGCGUAAAAUAUGUUUAAACUCCAUGCGUCAUUUAUGGCGCGCAAGUGUAAAAAAUUAAAAUCUCUGCGAUGGAAGCAGACUCGACCAUUAUUAUGCUAAUUCAAUCCAAACUGAACUAAAAUAGAAAUCGUGUUGAUUCGAAAACGGGCCACCUUUUUUGUCUUAAUGAUUUCCCACCAAAACUUACGGUGGGAACGCCUGCGUGUCGUACUGAUGUAUGUGUGUGCGUGUGAUCCGAGAGCCGUCGGCGGCGUGGGGGGCUCCUCCAGUCCGGGGUUGGGUGUCCGUCUCGGCCACCACGUGCAGCCACGUUUUGGAGCCCUAGUAAAGUGCGUUUUUACCCACAGCCGCACAACGGAGGAUGAAGAGCGGGCGCGCCGCAGUACAGACGGCCCGGAGGGGGGGGGGGUGGUACUGCGUCCCAGACAGACGUCCGGACAUAGAAAGACCCAGAGAGACCCCAAGACCCAGACAGAAGUCAAGACCCCAAGACAGAAGUCCAGACCCCAAGACAGAAGUCUAGACCCCCAGACAGAGGUCCAGACCCAGACAGACCUCCAGACCCAGACAGACCUCCAGACCCAGACAGACCUCCAGACCCAGACAGAGGUCUAGACCCAGACAGACGUCUAGACGGCCGUCUACAGAGCGGGGGGACUGACCAGGCGCCGGCUGAGGUAGUAGUUUGUGCUGUUGGUUGGGUUGGCACGUUACCCGUUGAUGGAGAUGACUGCGCAAUCUACUGCCUUGCCGGCGAUGGUCCUGAACGACAUCCCCGGUGUCUUCUGUCAGCCCGGUUAGGGGAAGGGGGGGGAGAUGAUUAUUACCGCAUAAAGUGUACAGGUUGGGAUGAGCGUAUUAUGCCCUCAGAUUUGGUGUAUUGAUCUGACUGUACGGUUGAGAUUUGGGUAGGAGGACUUCUUGAGUUGUUUCUGUCUUUCAUUCGUACUUUGUAUUUUUGUUGUAUUGUAUUUUAUCCUGUGUUUUCCACUGCUGGGCUGUUGUAACGAAGGAAUUGAUCCUCCGGGGGUUUAAUAUGGUUGAUAUCUAUCAAUCUAAUGUAAAUGUGUUGACUUGUAAUGUGACCUUUGCGUGUAAUAAAGCCACCCCUAAAUUCACUAUGGUGUUAUUCAUCUUUUCAAGAAAGUGUUCAUGUGAUGUUUGCAUGCCACACAUGUAGACUAUGAUGACCCUUGAAUUAACUGUUUUGGA